Myzus persicae (green peach aphid) is the source of this 1372-nucleotide messenger RNA. RefSeq lists its product as uncharacterized. NCBI's taxonomy places the organism in Eukaryota, Metazoa, Arthropoda, Insecta, Hemiptera, Aphididae. The transcript is spliced from 2 exons. The coding region runs from base 225 to 1169 and encodes 314 amino acids. The record is from RefSeq and is a predicted model, not a curated record.
AAUAUUUUAUUGUUUUGCCCAGUAUGUCUUUCCAUGAUAGAGAUUAAAGUGGCUAUCAUGUUUUUUUACCAUGUUGUGUGGUUUAUUCAGCCAUUCAGCAUUCAGUUGAUUAAUAUUUAAUUAGGUUGCUGGUAGGUUAGGUUUUAAAUAACUUCGGUCGAUCUAAGUCAUUGAAGAUUUGAAGAUUUGAAGAUUUGAAGAUUUGAACUUUGCAAAAAUAAAAUAUGAUGUGCCAAAUCCAUUCACGUCAUCGGCAAGAGUUUAAACGACGCCUGGAACGCGUUCAACCGGCUCUGGAUCGUGUCAAGUUAAUGCUGCGUAGUGCUUGUUCAUCGACUUUGUUAAAUUCUCAGUUUUAUGUGUCGGGAGAAUGCGCGGCCUGGUUAGUCGGUCGCGUUGAAAGAUUUAAUGUUAUUGACAUUUUCGCCUUGGGAUAUAAACCAUCAGAAUUUAAAUUUCCUUACAAGGCAACCUACACGGAAUCUAACCUCUAUACAAUCAAUAAAACCACGGUGAUCAAUUUCAGUACCGACGGUACCGAUAACAAACCACCUGUACAGGUAAUAUUCUCGUGGUUCGAUUUUUCGGUUGUAUCAGUUUUCAUCAAUCUAUUCGAAACUAGUUUAAUUUUCACGUACGAUUGCCUUUGCGACUACUGGAUGUGUACGGUGACGAAUAAUGGCUGCCUUCAACAUGGUGAAGUCAAGUAUCCGAUUUUGUUCAAUCAGUCUACACUCGAUAAAGACACCCUUAGGACUUUUCGAAGACUACAGACUAAAUAUAAGAAAUUUCGAAAACGGGCUUAUGACGUUUUGCCACGUAAUUAUAACGAUUAUGUUGGCAAAAUGGCUAUCGAACCCAGCCGUAUUAACAAGUUCUCGAUGCGCCUGUUUCCGACAAUAGCUACCAAUCAAUAUAAGUCUCGAGAUUUGGCCAUGUCUUUCUGUGAUUAUAUUUACUGUUUAUUCUGUAAGCGUCGCGAACAGUUGGCCAUCAAGUAUGUAGCGUUAUGGAAACAUAAGACAUAUGCACCGCCCAACGGUUAUGGUUACAAGAUUGCCCAAGCUCGUUUUCUAACAUAUCACCCUAAGUUUAGUGACAAGCACAAAGAUGAUGCCUACAUUAUCAAUUACUGUAAAUGUACAAAUAUACCGCCAGCACCAUUAUGAGUAUUUUCAGAAAUGCCGAAUAAGCACAGACCAUCAAUGUUCCAGGGAGCAUAUAGAACGGAUGGUGAUUGAAGGCAGACCCUAUUGUAUUCCAAUUUUAAGAAAGGCUGAUAGCAUGGCACUUGCAGAGCGUACAUUUUACCAUGAAUAUUUACCCACAUUGGGCUUAAAACAGUUUUCACUAAAACUGAAUUCCAAUAUUA